Messenger RNA from Aspergillus oryzae RIB40, 1347 nucleotides. RefSeq names its product tubulin beta chain. Gene Ontology annotation, cellular component: microtubule; cytoplasm. Gene Ontology annotation, molecular function: structural constituent of cytoskeleton; GTPase activity; GTP binding. The record is from RefSeq and is a predicted model, not a curated record. The transcript is spliced from 8 exons. Bases 1 to 1347 code for a protein of 448 amino acids. Gene Ontology annotation, biological process: mitotic cell cycle; microtubule cytoskeleton organization. Lineage: Eukaryota; Fungi; Ascomycota; Eurotiomycetes; Eurotiales; Aspergillaceae.
AUGCGUGAGAUCGUUCACCUUCAGACCGGCCAGUGUGGUAACCAAAUAGGUGCCGCUUUCUGGCAAACCAUCUCUGGCGAGCACGGCCUUGACGGCUCCGGUGUUUACAAUGGCUCCUCCGAUCUCCAGCUGGAGCGUAUGAACGUCUACUUCAACGAGGCCAGCGGAAACAAGUAUGUCCCUCGUGCCGUCCUCGUUGAUCUUGAGCCUGGUACCAUGGACGCCGUCCGUGCCGGUCCCUUCGGUCAGCUCUUCCGUCCCGACAACUUCGUUUUCGGCCAGUCCGGUGCUGGUAACAACUGGGCCAAGGGUCACUACACCGAGGGUGCCGAACUCGUUGACCAGGUUGUCGAUGUUGUCCGUCGCGAGGCUGAGGGCUGCGACUGCCUCCAGGGUUUCCAGAUUACCCACUCCCUCGGUGGUGGUACCGGUGCCGGUAUGGGUACUCUCCUGAUCUCCAAGAUCCGUGAGGAGUUCCCCGACCGUAUGAUGGCCACCUUCUCCGUUGUCCCCUCCCCCAAGGUCUCCGACACCGUUGUUGAGCCCUACAACGCCACUCUUUCCGUCCACCAGCUUGUUGAGCACUCCGACGAGACCUUCUGUAUCGACAACGAGGCUCUGUAUGACAUUUGCAUGCGCACCCUCAAGCUCUCCAACCCCUCUUACGGUGACCUGAACCACCUGGUCUCUGCUGUCAUGUCUGGCGUGACCACCUGUCUCCGUUUCCCCGGUCAGCUCAACUCUGAUCUUCGCAAGUUGGCCGUCAACAUGGUUCCUUUCCCUCGUCUUCACUUCUUCAUGGUUGGCUUCGCUCCUCUGACCAGCCGCGGUGCCCACUCUUUCCGUGCCGUCUCCGUUCCUGAGUUGACCCAGCAGAUGUUCGACCCCAAGAACAUGAUGGCUGCUUCUGACUUCCGUAACGGUCGUUACCUCACCUGCUCUGCUAUCUUCCGCGGAAAGGUCUCCAUGAAGGAGGUUGAGGACCAGAUGCGCAACAUCCAGAGCAAGAACCAGACCUACUUCGUCGAGUGGAUCCCCAACAACAUCCAGACCGCCCUGUGCUCCAUUCCUCCCCGUGGUCUCAAGAUGUCCUCCACCUUCAUUGGAAACUCCACCUCCAUCCAGGAGCUCUUCAAGCGUGUCGGCGACCAGUUCACUGCUAUGUUCCGUCGCAAGGCUUUCUUGCAUUGGUACACUGGUGAGGGUAUGGACGAGAUGGAGUUCACUGAGGCUGAGAGCAACAUGAACGACCUUGUCUCCGAGUACCAGCAGUACCAGGAUGCCUCCAUCUCCGAGGGCGAGGAGGAAUACCUCGAGGAGGAGGAGCCCCUUGAGCACGAGGAGUAA